ACCCGUAUUGCAUCGAAUGGCGCAUACAUAAUCUUCGGGGGCCAGUCUGCAGCCUGCUGAAUGAGGUAUUUUUAAUUCGAAAUAAUUUCGGACCAUUAGAUUAAGUGCAUCGACGGUCCGGAAUUGGUGGACAAGAAUCAUUUUCCAAUCUUCAGAAGGCAAUGGCCCUAAAUGGCAGAGAUUGAGAGAGAGAGAUGAUGGCUACGAGGAAGCUAUGUUUGAGCUUCAAUCGAGCUCUCGGGGUUGCCAACAGGUCCCUCAAGUCUCUGAAUUCCCCCGGUGAGUCCCUGGAUUCAAGAACUUACGCCUCUCUCACUCACGGAAUUCACGUCUUUCAUUGCCCCGAUGAGGUUGGGAUUGUCGCAAAACUGUCGGAGUGUAUUGCCUCCAAUGGCGGAAACAUACUCGGGGCCGAUGUUUUCGUCCCGGAGAACAAGAAUGUCUUCUAUUCCAGAAGUGAGUUCAUCUUUGACCCGCUCAAGUGGCCGCGGGCUCAAAUGGAUGAAGACUUCCUCAAACUGUUGAAGAGGUUCAACGCCAUGAGGUCCGUCGUUCGAGUCCCACUCCUUGACCCGAAGUACAAGAUUGCUGUUCUGGCUUCAAAACAGGACCACUGUCUUGUUGAUCUAUUACAUGGGUGGCAGGAAGGGAGACUUCCUGUGGACAUAACUCGCGUGAUAAGUAAUCACGAAAGGGUGCCCAACACACAUGUAAUUCGUUUUCUCGAAAGGCACGGGAUCCCUUACCAUUAUCUACCAACAACCAAGGAGAACAAGAGAGAAGAUGACAUCUUGGAACUGGUUCGAGACACCGAUUUCUUAGUACUUGCUAGAUACAUGCAGAUAUUGUCGGGCAAAUUUUUGAGAGGCUACGGGAAGGACAUAAUUAACAUUCACCAUGGCCUUUUGCCUUCAUUCAAGGGUGGGAAUCCCUCCAAGCAGGCCUUUGAUUCAGGUGUAAAGUUAAUUGGGGCUACGAGUCAUUUCGUGACUGAACGACUUGACGCGGGACCCAUUAUCGAACAAAUGGUUGAGAGAGUUUCUCACAGAGACAACUUGCAUAGUUUUGUACAUAAGUCGGAGAACCUCGAGAAGCAGUGCCUCAUAAAAGCAGUAAAAUCAUACUGCGAACUUCGGGUUUUGCCUUACGAACAAAACAAAACCGUUGUUUUCUAACAGGAUUACAAAAGCUGAAUUAAGAGGCUGUAUUUGUAUGUACAUCACAUUCUCUAAUUUCACACUAUCCCGAUUAUUUUCUCGACUUAAUUCCCAUAUUUUCCUCA
Molecule: messenger RNA, 1282 nt
Organism: Punica granatum (pomegranate)
Lineage: Eukaryota; Viridiplantae; Streptophyta; Magnoliopsida; Myrtales; Lythraceae
Source: RefSeq, a predicted model, not a curated record